Molecule: messenger RNA, 872 nt
Organism: Vitrella brassicaformis
Lineage: Eukaryota; Vitrellaceae
Source: the annotation of a GenBank genome assembly
GUGGGGUUCAGUGAGCGAUAUUAUCUUCACUCACAUCGGAUCUGACACGAACCACAAGGCUUAGCCCUCACAAGCCUUAGCUCACAAUGGAGAAAGAGCGGUGGGAGCCUGUGGAGCAGGAGAAAAAGCACUUGGACCACCCAGUGGACUUGGAGGAAAUGGACUCGGAGCCAGUGGACGAUGAGCUGCGAAGCCUUCAGGAGCUGUUGGAGCUGUUGGCGAAAAAGCACUCGGACCAGCCAGUGGACUUGGAGGAAAUGGACUCGGACUCGGAGCCAGUGGAGGAUGAGCUGCCAGUGGACAAGAACUCGGUGCCAACCAUUGAGGAGUUCUUGGAGAUGUUGGAGCAGGACUGUGCCAGGAGGAAGGAAGAAACUGACAGGCUGCGGGAGGCAAACAGACUCUUGUAAGUACGUGGGCGAGAGGGAGGGAAGCUUGAGGGAGCCUAGCGACGCAUUCACGCACGUCUUGUAAUCGAUAUCUGUCAUUCUCUCAGUGACCUGUACGGGCCAAUGGCCACCUUGUUGGAGAAGAAGGGGAGUGGUUUGUAUGGCUGGCAGCAUCUUCUCAACGGUGAUGUCCUCGUGGCGAUCGGGAUUCGGUCGCCCCCGUGGACCGAACAAGGGAAGAAGGACGUGUGAGUGGACCGCGUUAACGCGUAGACCUUUGCCGCGCACAGAUCGUACCACGGGAUGACGUGUGCGUGUUAUGUAUCGCGAGCCAGGCUGCCUGCAUGGAGCAGACAACGCAGGAAGGUGUUCACGAGCGGGACUCGUUUUUCGAUGGAAUAUUUGUAUUUGAUCAUGAUGGACCGAGGGAAGGGUGACAGACAUCGGUGUGUAUGGUUGGUAGGGUGUACAAAACCAAACAGC